AAGAAAGAAAAGAAGUCCCAUGCCCUAGGCCCUACCUUAUCCAAUCAUCCAAAAAUGAUUUCCUUCCAUUGAAUUCACAAUUCCAUCAAAAUCAACAGCCACCAAUUGUUACUCCUGAAAACAUCAUCAUCAUUCAUCAUUCAUGGAGAACAACAACCAACAACAACAAUAUCCAACACCUUCACCCACGGCAGUUACACCACCACCAUUCCAACAUCUUCUCCAACAACAACAACAACAGCUUCAAAUGUUCUGGUCCUACCAACGUCAAGAAAUCGAACACGUCAAUGACUUCAAAAACCAUCAACUUCCAUUAGCACGCAUUAAGAAAAUCAUGAAAGCUGAUGAAGACGUUCGCAUGAUUUCUGCAGAAGCACCAAUUCUCUUUGCUAAAGCUUGUGAGCUUUUCAUUCUUGAACUCACCAUUCGUUCUUGGCUUCAUGCUGAAGAGAAUAAACGACGAACUCUUCAGAAAAAUGAUAUUGCUGCUGCUAUUACUAGGACUGAUAUUUUUGAUUUUUUGGUUGAUAUUGUUCCGAGAGAUGAGAUUAAAGAUGAAGGUGCUGCUGCUAUUGUUGGUGCUGCUGCUAGUGGUGUUCCUUAUUAUUAUCCUCCUAUGGGACAACCUGCUGGAAUGAUGAUUGGUCGUCCGGCUGUUGAUCCCGCUACCGGUGUUUAUGUUCAGCCGCCUUCUCAGGCUUGGCAGUCUGUUUGGCAGACGGGCGCGGAUGAUGGUUCUUAUGCUGGUGGUGGCGGUGUUGGCAGUGGUCAGCACAAUGGCGAUGGCCAGAGCAGCUGAGUGACCGCGCUGCUGCCGAUGGACUGUCAAGACUUAAAAAGAUGCUGGACUUCUGCAAUGUUUCUUGGAAUUUUUUUAUUGCUUGCAAUUUAGAAAUGAUUUUGUUAACUAAAUUUGUAUGGGAUGCCAUCAAGAACCUUUUAACUUGAUGAUCAACAACAUGAUUUAACUACGUAUGUACAAAAUUUAAAAUCGAACAAUGAUCCUUCUAUGCAAUAUGUGAAACAUAUUUGAUCAUCAUCUGCUAAUAAACUAUAGUUUGUAUUUCUUCAUAA
Molecule: messenger RNA, 1074 nt
Organism: Medicago truncatula (barrel medic)
Lineage: Eukaryota; Viridiplantae; Streptophyta; Magnoliopsida; Fabales; Fabaceae
Product: nuclear transcription factor Y subunit C-1
Exons: 2
Coding region: 143-799 (218 amino acids)
Biological process (GO): regulation of transcription by RNA polymerase II
Cellular component (GO): nucleus
Molecular function (GO): DNA-binding transcription factor activity, RNA polymerase II-specific; protein heterodimerization activity; RNA polymerase II cis-regulatory region sequence-specific DNA binding
Source: RefSeq, a predicted model, not a curated record